Lolium rigidum is the source of this 702-nucleotide messenger RNA. RefSeq lists its product as uncharacterized. Gene Ontology annotation, biological process: protein desumoylation. The coding region runs from base 1 to 702 and encodes 233 amino acids. The transcript is spliced from 7 exons. Lineage: Eukaryota; Viridiplantae; Streptophyta; Magnoliopsida; Poales; Poaceae. Gene Ontology annotation, cellular component: nucleus. The record is from RefSeq and is a predicted model, not a curated record. Gene Ontology annotation, molecular function: deSUMOylase activity.
AUGUUGUUUUAUCACUUGUGUGAAAAUAUCCUCGACUAUAACAAUGAUGUUCAGCUAGGGUUAAUUGCUAAAGCUUUUAUUGGUGCUGCAUCAGCAAGUAAAGGGAAAAGAUUGGAGCUAUCCGACAGGCUCUUUUUCCCAAUAUGCCGCUCACGUCAUUGGUUCACAUUCUCUGUGGAUUUCAAGUUUAGGUUGUUCGUUUUUCUUGAUUCUCUGUAUAACAAAGAUGAUGAUUUCCACACUUCAAUCAAGAAUGUCCUUAUCAACAACUUUGUAAGACUAUGGCAGAUUAUAUUCAAAACUGAAGAGAAUAUAUUCAAAAACUUUUCAGUAAUGUAUGCAAAGGUUCCAAAGCAAGCCAACGCUGACGAUUGCGGAGUGUUCACUAUGAAAUUUAUGGAGAUUUUCAAACCAGAGGUGGACACAUGCUCAUUAUUUUCCAAAGAAGAUAUUAUUCAUAUCAGGAUUCAGUUUGCCAACCAGAUCUAUUUCUGCAAAAGGAACAAUGUGGAUAAAUCAGUUGUUGUCAACUACAAGAUUCAGUGGCAGAAUGAUUACUCCCAGGAAAAUAUUUUCUUCAGUUCCUCAGUUUUCGAUCGUCUGCGUCAGGGCACCAGUUCAGCUGCUGCAAGCCUCCUCAAGUGGCAGAAGGAUUACUCCCAGGAAAAUAAGAAGAAAGAAGUCAAAAUGCCCCGCUCCUAG